Messenger RNA from Leptomonas pyrrhocoris, 837 nucleotides. RefSeq lists its product as hypothetical. The transcript has a single exon. Bases 1 to 837 code for a protein of 278 amino acids. The record is from RefSeq and is a predicted model, not a curated record. Lineage: Eukaryota; Euglenozoa; Kinetoplastea; Trypanosomatida; Trypanosomatidae.
AUGAACGAGGAGACUCAGCCAAGCUCGCCAGUUGCGGUGAACGACGGCGCCGACGACGUCGUGGAGGCGGAUGUGGCCGCCUCAGACGCCCAUCACCCCCACCUCGUCGAGGGCGACUUCUUUCCGAUGGAGGUGCCGGUGGUGGACGCCGACGGCGGAGUCGGCGUCGGCGGCGGUGGCGGAAACGAGGAUGAGGUGAACGUGGACGAAAUCGCGGCCAGGGCGGCGGCGGUGGUGGCGGCGGCCUCCCUCGCGUCGACGCCUCCCAGGGCUGCCGCCGCGCCGUCACGCAAGCGGGUGCGCUGGGCAGACGGCGCUGGCGCGGCCAAAGCGCACCGCCUGGUGAAGCACGUCACAAGCUUCUACAUGCCUUACAGCUCCCGCGGGCCCCGACUGGACACGAACGGCCCGUCCAGCCCGACACGCCCUACGCACGCUGCGGUCGUGAACCCGCCGCCGUCUGUAUUCCGUGACAAGAUCAACACAGACGGCAGCACCUACAAGUUCUGUAAGGCGCAGCGACCGGCACUGCGCUUUGUGGAGUGGAAGCGCCAUCAGCACGAGUACGGCACCACGCCUUUUGAGGGCCAGCCGGCCGCGGCAGGGGACGCCGGGGAGUCGGGUGGACCGCCGGAGCCCCUGGAUGCCCCGGCAGCCCCCGCACGAACGCUGUUCGGCGUACUGUUCCAACGCAGUGUUGUGACGCGCGUGGCGGAAGGGCAGGUGCGGAUUAGGACAGCGUCUUACCACGGCCGCGGCGCCAACGGCUUUCAGAUGCCGUUUGUCCGCGUUGGCGAGUUGUACGAUGAGCCGCUCACCAUCCCGCUGCCGCCGUAA